Hyla sarda is the source of this 1544-nucleotide messenger RNA. It is a transcript of the gene CALHM4, whose product is annotated as calcium homeostasis modulator family member 4. NCBI's taxonomy places the organism in Eukaryota, Metazoa, Chordata, Amphibia, Anura, Hylidae. The transcript is spliced from 2 exons. Gene Ontology annotation, molecular function: monoatomic cation channel activity. The coding region runs from base 427 to 1410 and encodes 327 amino acids. The record is from RefSeq and is a predicted model, not a curated record.
CAACUGCCAAUUUGACGUGUUCAGUUACAAGAAUAUCUCCCAUGUAGCCCAGGACACAUAAGGAAGGAGUCACCACUUCUGAAAGUACUUUUCCAGCCUAAAUCAUCUGGAUAAGUGAUAUUUGUUAGAUCGGUGGGCAUUUAUUUUAAUGGCCAAUAUCCUACACUGCCUUGAAAGCUGAUCUCUAGUCAUUCUUGCAAGACUCCUUUUCCACAUUUGUGCUAUCUUAGUGAAUUGUAUAGGAGGGGUGUCCAGUGAAUGGGGAGGAGGUCUUUGCUAGUACUGGUGUAUAGCAGUGCUGUACAAUCCCACAAUAGGUACAGGAAUUAGGGGUGGUUAGUGAGGCAGGACUUGUGUAGGGGCACACCCAGACAGAUCACAUAACACUGGGCCACACUGCUCAGGAGUGCACAGGAUACUGCUAACAUGUCUUUAGCUUCUCUCAUCUCAUUCCUCAGAAGCAAAGAGUCCAUCAUCUUCAAUGCUUUAGUGGCUUUACUGACAGUGGGUGGGCAGCAGCUUUUCUCUUUUUUCGCUUUUAGCUGCCCAUGCAGCCCUACAGAAAACCUGAGGUAUGGACUGGCAUUCCUGGGAGUACCAGCCUUGAUCCUGCUCAUUGUGGGCUUCGUGUUCAAUGACAAUACAUGGAGAUUAUUUACAGGCACAACCUAUGACUUCAGCAUCCGAGACAGAAGCAGCCAGAGUCUCCUUAUGAAGUAUAAGCUGAUCUGCUUUGUGCUGGGCAGUGUUGCUGGCAGAGCUCUGGUGGCACCAGUCACUUGGCUGGCAGUCACCCUGCUAAAUGGAUCCUACUAUUCUUGUGCUGCCAGCAGCUUUGUCAAUGUGGAUCGCUAUGAUAUACUUAAGAACCUGAGUGCUGAUGUUAGGAAGUUCACCCUGGCACAGUUCCCCUGUGCCCAACUGGUUUCAAGCAAUUUGUCCAGGGUCAGAGAAGAAGUAUUACUGGAGCUCAAGUACCAAUCACAGGUCAGUGGAUGGCUCCUGAUAGCAUGUGUGGCGAUCUUUUUCUUCCUAGCCUUUUGUGUGGCUAGGUGUUGUUCUCCUCUUACCUAUCUUCAGCUGAAUUACUGGACCAGCUAUACCAACAAUGAACAGACUCUGUUUGAGCAAGCUACAGAUCAGCACUCUAAAGUGUAUGCCAUGGAAAACAUUAAAAAGUUUUUUGGGUUUUCACCUGGAAGUAAAAAUGUUUCGGAAAUUCGCAUCCCAUCAAGUACAGAUUGGAGGACAAUCUCUGGCCUGGACCUGUUAAGGGCAGUCAACCAGGACUAUUGUCAUUACAGUCUUCUUGACGCAUGGGCAGAUGAGGAGCAAACAGAUGGAAAAGUUGUUCGUAUUGAUGUAGGACAAGUCUCUACGGAUACAACGUCCCCACAGGCCACUUCAUAAUAUUUGUUUCUUCACAACAUUAGUCAAAUACUGGCUCAGGGAGUUAUGGUAUAGGUUACUGGAUAUUUGAACUGUAUUAUUGCCUACAUAAAUAAAGAUGGUGGAUGGAAAUGAUUGGCUCUAAGCAAUACAAU